Molecule: messenger RNA, 1355 nt
Organism: Corylus avellana
Lineage: Eukaryota; Viridiplantae; Streptophyta; Magnoliopsida; Fagales; Betulaceae
Product: putative cinnamyl alcohol dehydrogenase 1
Molecular function (GO): oxidoreductase activity, acting on the CH-OH group of donors, NAD or NADP as acceptor; zinc ion binding
Source: RefSeq, a predicted model, not a curated record
UCCGUUACCUAGACUAAUUAAUUUAUCCAUUGUUUGAGUGUAUAUUUGGGAACACGUCUGCGAUAUCGUUUCAUGAAUUUCAGCUAUCAGAAGGCCAAAAUAGUUAUGCUCCUUACGAUCAACAAUGAGCUCCUUGAGUGCAAAAGACGACUGCCUUGGAUGGGCUGCAAGAGAUGUAUCGGGAGUUUUAUCACCUUACAACUUCAGCCGCAGGGAUCUUGGAAGUGAUGAUGUUUCAAUAAAUAUUACACACUGUGGAGUUUGUUAUGCUGAUGUAGUUUGGACGAGGAAUAAACAUGGGGAUUCGAAGUAUCCUUUAGUGCCUGGACAUGAGAUUGCUGGAAUUGUGAAAGAGGUUGGUUCCAAUGUUCACCGCUUCAAAGUUGGCGACCAUGUUGGAGUGGGAACCUAUGUAAACUCAUGCAGAGAUUGUGAGUAUUGCAAUGAUGGACUAGAAGUUGUUUGUGCUAAAGGAUCAGUUUUCACUUUUAAUGGUGUUGAUGCGGAUGGCACUAUUACCAAAGGAGGUUAUUCCAGUUACAUUCUCGUCCAUGAAAGGUACUGCUUCAGGAUACCUGACAACUAUCCAUUGGCUUCAGCAGCCCCUUUGCUUUGUGCUGGAAUUACAGUGUAUGCUCCCAUGGUGCGCCAUAAGAUGAACCAACCUGGUAAAUCUCUAGGAGUGAUUGGGCUUGGAGGUCUUGGUCACAUGGCAGUGAAGUUUGGGAAGGCUUUUGGGUUGAAUGUGACAGUUCUCAGCACUAGCUUAUCCAAGAAAGAGGAAGCCCUGAGUUUGCUGGGUGCAGACAGAUUUGUGGUCUCAUCUGACCAAGAGGAGAUGAAGGCCCUGGCUAUGUCUUUCGACUUUAUAGUUGACACAGCAUCUGGUGAUCAUCCAUUUGAUCCCUAUAUGUCACUGUUGAAGAUUUCUGGUGUUCUAGUCCUGGUGGGGUUCCCAAGUGAAGUCAAAUUCAGCCCUGCAAGCCUAAAUCUGGGUUUGAGAACCAUUUCUGGUAGCUUAACAGGUGGUACAAAAGUGACACAAGAAAUGAUAGACUUCUGUGCUGCUCAUAAAAUUUACCCCAACAUUGAAGUAAUUCCAAUUCAGUAUGCAAAUGAAGCUCUCGAGAGACUAAUAAAGAAAGAUGUGAAGUACCGGUUUGUGAUUGAUAUCGAGAACUCCCUGAAAUGAAACUGCUGAAGCUCUUGGAUCAUAUGAUGAAACUCAAAAGCAUAUGUAAGUAGGUUACUUGCCUGAAAUAAUUGGAUGGGUUUGUAGAGUGGUGUUUUAAUAAAUGGUUUAAUUAAAAAUAGCAGUAUGGACUUCUAAAUGUUGUUCUUUCCCAUUGCUGUCA